AUGUAUGAUCUCCUGAUUAAGAAUGCGACUGUUGUUGACGGUACUAAUCAAGCAGAAUUCCGCGCAGAUGUUGCGGUCAGCAGCGGCAAAAUUGUGGCUGUCGAUAAGGACUGCAAAUUAGCGGGUGCGACCAGGACGGUAGACGCCAGCGGCUUACUCCUGACACCUGGGUUCGUAGAUAUUCACACCCACUACGACGGUCAGGUCUGCUGGGACAAGCAGGUCACACCCAGUUCAUGGCAUGGCGUGACCACUGUAGUGAUGGGCAACUGUGGUGUGGGUUUUGCGCCGGUACACCCGGGCACUGAAGGAGAACUGGUCGCGCUGAUGGAAAGCGUUGAAGACAUUCCCGGCACUGCCCUGCACGAAGGCAUACCCUGGGGUUGGGAGUCUUUUGGCGAAUACCUGGACACCAUCGAUACACCCUACACUAUGGAUAUCGGCACCCAGGUACCUCAUGUGGCCAUUCGACAUUACGUGAUGGGAGAACGCUGUUACGACGAUGCUACAGCCAGUGACAUGGCUGAAAUGCGCGAUAUCACCCACCAGGCGCUCAAAGACGGCGCGCUGGGAUUUUCUACCUCAAGGUUUUAUGGACAUAUGGACAAACGUGGCCAGGUUGUGCCUGGAACCCACGCCUCUGCCGAAGAAAUGUGCACCAUCGGCGAGGCGUUUGCUGGACUCGACCAUGGCACGAUAGAGAUCAUUUCAGAUUACCUGGAAGAUGACGAAGAACUCUCCUGGAUCGAACACAUUGUGCGCAGUACCGGUCGCCCGAUUACCACUCUGGCCAGUGCAAACAAAGGUAAACUCUGGCAGCUUGCCGAACGACUUGAGGCAGAUGGUUUAACGCUACGCCCACAGAUUGGCGCACGCCCGGCUUCGAUUCUGAUGACCCUUGAGGGCACCAUCAACCCGAUGCGGCAACACACCGCUUAUCGCGAAAUCCAACACUUAGGUUUAAGUGAACGACAGGACGCCUUGCAGGAUCCCGGAUUUCGCCAGCGUGUGCUCACAGAAGCGCCUAUAUUGCCACGCAACAAAGACGCGCAACGUUUCAUGAAUGACUACCAGCGUAUUUUUGUGAUGGACGAAGCGUUGAGUUACGAGCCCGGUGCAGCCGACUCCGUCGCCGGGAUCGCUGCAGCUAAAAAUCUCAACCCUCUCGAGGUGAUCAUGGACACCAUGGCCGCAGGCAUUCCACUGCUGGUGUUCUUCACGGGCUACAAAGACGACCUUGAACCACAGCGCAGAAUCAUCGAAGAAAAACUAUCGGUGUUUGGCUUAUCCGAUGGCGGCGCGCAUUGUGGCGUACUUGUUGACGCCAGUGUACCCACUUACAUGCUGGCCUAUUUCACUCGGGACCGACAGCGCGGCCCAAAGAUGUCAUUACCUUUUGUUGUGCACAAAUUGACCCAGGAUACAGCCAGUCUUUACGGGCUUCACGAUCGCGGCGUCAUUGCGCCCGGGUACAAAGCCGACCUCAAUCUCAUCGAUUACAAAAAACUGAAAUUACACGCACCGGAAAUGGCAUACGACUUACCGGCCGGCGGCAAACGGCUGGUUCAAAAAGCAGACGGUUACCAUAUGACCGUCUGCAAUGGCGAGGUGACCUGCACUCUGGUGUGCCUGGCUGCAGCUGCACUGUUAGUACCCGCAACCAGCAUCGCCGACUCCGUCCCACCACCUGACAACACCCUUUCUGAAGCUGAGCGAAAUGCAGGCUGGCAAUUACUGUUUGACGGCCAAAGCCUUGAGCAGUGGCGUACUUACGGUGAGCAGACGACUAGAUCGGCAUGGCAGAUUCAAGACGGCGCAAUUGUCCUCACCCAACGGGGCGGCGGCGACCUGAUAACCCGUGAAGCCUUUGAAAACUUUGAACUUCAAUUGCAGUGGAAGAUUGCUGAAGGCGGCAACAGCGGUAUAUUUUUUAAUGCAGACGAGAGCGAACUACCUAUCUACGUGCACGCGGCAGAAAUUCAGAUCCUUGACGACGCCCGUCAUCCGGAUAAUAAAAAGGCAAACAGACGCUCAGGCUCUCUCUACGACCUGAUCGCAGCACCGCCGACCUCGCAAAAACCCGCUGGGGCCUGGAAUCACGUUGUCAUCUCACACCAGAACGGACACUUACAGACGUGGCAGAAUGGUGUCCAGACUGUAGAUAUCGACCUGCACAGCAAAGCAUUCAUGCAACUGGUUGCGGACAGUAAAUUUGCCGACUGGCCAGGAUUUGCUGAAAAUGCAAAUGGCUAUAUCGGCUUACAGGACCACGGCGACGUGGGUUUUGCAUACGAUGCCGUGGUGGUCGGCUCUGGUGCUGGUGGCGGCAUGGCAGCCUUUGUCCUCACUCAGGCCGGUCAUCGGGUACUGAUGCUGGAAGCGGGUCGCGACUACGACCCGAAAACUGAAACGCCGAUGUUUAACACCGCGGCCCAGGCGCCAUUACGUGGCACUGCUACGCCAGACAAACACUUUGGUUUCUACGAUGCUACCGUAGAUGGCGGUUGGGAAGUCCCCGGAGAACCCUAUACCACCGCGCCGGGCAGUGAAUUUCUCUGGUGGCGGGCGCGCAUGUUAGGUGGCCGAACAAAUCACUGGGGCCGUUUUUCGCUGCGAUUCAGCGAACAUGAUUUCAAAGCUUACAGUCGUGAUGGCCUGGGGGCAGAUUGGCCCAUCGAAUAUUCUGAUCUCGCGCCCUGGUACGACAAAGCUGAAACGCUGAUUGGCGUUUCAGGAGACAACCCCGGGCUCGAUGAUAUGCCUGAUUCGUCACCAGGGGUAUUACAGCCACCGCCACCGCCCCGGGUGCCGGAGUUACUGCUGUCAGCCGCAGCCAGGAAACUUGGCAUACCAACAGCGUAUAUGCAUCGCGCUGUGCUGACGAAACCGCUGGAUGAUCGACAGGCUUGUUUUUACGCAACCCCAUGCGGCCGUGGCUGCUCUAUCGGUGCGGCUUUCCAGACCACAACCUCUUUAUUACCGAUGGCGAUGGCAACCGGCCGUUUGAAAAUUGUUACCAACGCGAUGGUCAGCAAAGUAACAAGCGACCAGAACGGUAGAGCGCAGAGCGUCACCUAUGUGGACCGAAUAACGCAAAAAGCCAUCAACGUCCCGACAAGGGUAUUAAUACUGGCAGCCAGUGCCUGCGAAAGCGCACGCAUUCUGCUGAACUCCAGGGACGAUAGACAUCCUCACGGCCUGGCUAACAGCAGUGGUGAGCUGGGACGCAACCUUAUGGAUUCCACCGGCGCCAACUUUGCAGGUUACAUUCCCAGCCUGGAAAACCGACCGCGAUACAAUGAAGACGGUAAUACGUCCAACCACCUGUUCAUUCCCUGGUGGGGACACAAAGCACAGGCCCGCGGCGAGCUCGAUUUCGCACGAGGUUAUCAUUUCGAAUUGGGUGGCGGUUUUGGUGCACCGGGGAUGAGUAUCGGCAGGUUGGCUGAAGGGUAUGGAGCUGCUUUGAGAGCCGGCGUCCAGAAAGGUUAUGGUUCAAGCAUUGGUCUGGCGCUGAGAGGCGAAAUGCUCCCUAAUUCCAAUUGUUAUAUGGAAGUUGACAAACAGGUGGUCGACAAAUGGGGCAUUCCCGUACCCAAGUUCCACUGGCGCUGGUCAGAACAGGAAUUAAAUCAGAUCGCUCACGGCCAGAAAACAGCACAUCAGAUCAUCAAAAUCAUGGGCGGUCAGGUUUAUAACCCAGACCAAACUCCGGAAGAUGCGCUGAAAAAAGGCGGCGAGAUCAUCCAUGAAGUGGGCACCACGCGCAUGGGUUCAAACCGCCGGGAUUCAGUCACCAAUCAAUGGGGCCAGGCCUGGGAUAUGCCUAACCUGUUUGUCAUGGACGGCGGCGUCUUUGCUUCAAAUCCGCAUAAAAACUGUAUGAAGACCAUGAUCAGCCGCCGCGAGUCACUGCGACGGAUGAUGCUAUUGGCCGCUGGCUGGGGUAUGCCUUUCAGCUUCGCGGCGGCCAGCGACCUCAGCGCUGCGGACUGGGUAAGCGUUGAUCCAAAGCCUGUGAGUGCACCGGGCUAUGGUACGGACCCAAACUUACUGCAUCCGGCACCGGCGCCCUGGCCUAAAACCCUCACAGAUGAGCAGCUGACGCUGAUCUCCACCCUGGCGGAUAUCCUGAUACCCGCAGACGGCACUUCGCCGAGUGCGUCCAGCGCAGGUGUGGUCGAGGUUCUGGAUGAAUGGGUGAGCGCCCCUUAUCCAAGCCAACAGGCACACCGGGCCCAGAUUCUCUCUGGCCUGCAGUGGUGCAACGCCCAGGCACAACAUCUGUUUGGUGAACCGUUUACGGCACUUAAGCCUGACCAGCAGCUGAAUAUCAUUGAUGAGAUCGCAUACCCCAUCGCCGAUGACCCAGAGGAUGAGCAGUCACCGGUUCAAUUCUUCAGUCUGUUGCGCACCCUGGUUGCCGGUAUGUAUUACACCAGUCCAGCGGGCGUGCUGGAACUGGAUUAUCAGGGCAAUGUGCCGAUCAGCGGCAUAUCCGGUGGGUGGGCGGCUAAAGAGCUGACCGAGCGCGGGUUGAAUGUCCUGUUGUUGGAGCGCGGCAAAGACGUUGAACAUGUCAAAGACUACAUCAACGCCCGCAAAGGUCCCUGGGAAUACCCGCACCGUGGACAACGCACCUACGCCAUGGAAGAAGCUUACCCUGUCUUACGUCGCGACUAUCCGUUAAACGAGCGCAACCUGGACUGGUGGGCGUCCGACCAGGACUCACCCUAUACCGAGGUGAAACGGUUCGACUGGUAUCGCGGCUAUCAGGUUGGAGGCCGGUCACUCACCUGGGGGCGGCAGAGUUAUCGACUGGGAGACCUCGACUUUGAAGCCAACGCGCGCGAAGGUAUCGCGGUAGAUUGGCCUGUCCGCUACGACGAGUUGAAACCCUGGUACGACCACGUUGAACGUUUUGCCGGUAUUUCCGGUUCGAAAGAGCGGCUGCCACAACUGCCGGAUGGCGAGUUUCAGCCUGCAAUGCCUUUAAACUGUGGUGAACAACAGGCCGCAGAGCGUCUGCAAAGUGCCUUUGAUGGGCAACGUCAUAUCAUUCCCGGUCGGGUGGCCAACCUUACCCAACCCCUUCCAGGUCGAUCACCGUGCCAGUACCGGGCCGCCUGCUAUCUGGGCUGCCCAUACGGUGCCUAUUUCAGCAGCCAAUCAUCUACGCUGCCCGCUGCGAUGGCGACAGGCAGACUGAUUCUGCGGCCGUUUGCCAUCGUUACCGAACUGAACUACGACAAAGAUACACAGCGGGUUGUUGGCGUGCGCGUGCAGGACGCGGUCACUAACAAUACAACUGAGUACCAGUCGAAAAUUGUUUUCCUGUGUGCCUCCACCCUCAAUUCAACCUGGCUGUUAAUGCGCUCAGCAACAGACGUGUGGCCUGGCGGCUUAGGCAGCAGUUCGGGUGAGUUAGGCCACAACCUGAUGGACCACCAUUUUCGCCUGGGUGCGCGCGGACGCCUGGAAGGCCUGGACGACAAAUACUAUUUUGGGUCACGCCCAACCGGCUUCUACAUCCCACGCUACAGAAACAUCAACGGCGACAAACGUGACUAUUUGCGUGGCUUUGGAUACCAGGGUUCCGCCUCGCGGGGCGACUGGUCGCGAGCGGUCAGAGAAUUGGGCAUUGGCGCCAAAUUCAAAGACGCCCUCACGCAGCCCGGGCAGUGGAGCAUCGGUGCCACCGCGUUUGGCGAGAUGUUACCCGACCAUAAUAAUAAAAUUUCGAUAGACGAAACACGCACAGAUAAAUGGGGGCAACCGGUCCUCGCUAUCGAUUGCGAAAUUGGAGAAAACGAAAAACUCAUGCGCAUAGACAUGAUGAAUGACAUGGCGGAAACCCUGCAGGCGGCAGGCGCUGUAGAUGUUCAAACCUAUGACGCAGGUUAUGCCCCCGGCCAGGGUAUCCACGAGAUGGGUACAGCGCGUAUGGGGCGGGAUCCCACCACGUCUGUGUUAAACCGCUGGAACCAGGCGGUCACCUCAACAGCCUUCAGCGCUGAACAGAUCCAGUGGCUGGACGAGGUGGCUGAAACCAUUCUUCCGGAGACCGACACACCAGGCGCCAAGGCCGCGGAAGUCGGGGCGUUUAUCGCCAUCAUGGUGACCGAUACCUAUUCACCCGAGGAGCAGGCUUCAUGGACGCUACAGCAUCAGAACGUCAAACGUUGUUAG
Molecule: messenger RNA, 6189 nt
Organism: Symbiodinium pilosum
Lineage: Eukaryota; Dinophyceae; Suessiales; Symbiodiniaceae
Source: the annotation of a GenBank genome assembly